AUGGAUUCACGUAAACUUACUUUUGAUUCGAUGGAAUGUUUAUCAAAAACUAAUUAUGAUAAGUAUCAUCAUUUUGUUGUAAUUGAUGAUACUGAUGAAAUUGAUGAACAAUAUAUUGAAAAUGAAAUGAAAGGGAUUGAAACCAUGUCAAUAGAAAAGUUUAAACAAAAAUUCAUGAGCAUCAACUUCAAGUGACCUUCAAUUUUGUGAUAAUAUGUAAAAUAAAAUAGACUUUAGUUUUAUAAUAGAAAUACGAUAGAAAUAUGUGCCUAAUUUGUUAUUGAAAUAAAAGGAUAUUGACUGAAAAAAAAAUUUUC
Rhizophagus irregularis DAOM 181602=DAOM 197198 is the source of this 317-nucleotide messenger RNA. The record is from RefSeq and is a predicted model, not a curated record. Lineage: Eukaryota; Fungi; Glomeromycota; Glomeromycetes; Glomerales; Glomeraceae.